Myxocyprinus asiaticus (Chinese sucker) is the source of this 1848-nucleotide messenger RNA. It is a transcript of the gene irf1b, whose product is annotated as interferon regulatory factor 1b. Gene Ontology annotation, biological process: immune system process; regulation of transcription by RNA polymerase II. Bases 167 to 1099 code for a protein of 310 amino acids. Lineage: Eukaryota; Metazoa; Chordata; Actinopteri; Cypriniformes; Catostomidae. Gene Ontology annotation, cellular component: nucleus. The transcript is spliced from 9 exons. The record is from RefSeq and is a predicted model, not a curated record. Gene Ontology annotation, molecular function: DNA-binding transcription factor activity, RNA polymerase II-specific; RNA polymerase II cis-regulatory region sequence-specific DNA binding.
AGCACAGCGGGAAAAACCCGGCGCACGCUAUAAAGACAGCAGCCUGAGCGCAACUGACAAUACAGUAGGCGCGAGCUUCUCUUGACUUAACAUAACCUAUAGUCCUUGGAGCUAUUGCAUUUGCCAUUUUCCUCUUUUUGGAUACAACAUCGGAGUACACUAAACCAUGCCUGUGUCCAGAAUGCGCAUGAGACCCUGGCUGGAGGCCAGAAUUGACUCUAAUUCAAUUGCUGGACUUGUGUGGGUCGACAAGGAUCAAAAGAUGUUCUCCAUCCCUUGGAAACAUGCUGCUCGCCAUGGCUGGGAGGUCGACAAAGAUGCUUGUCUGUUCAAGCAGUGGGCCAUCCACACAGGUAAAUUCAAGGAGGGAGUUACCCAGCCUGACCCCAAAACAUGGAAAGCAAAUUUCCGUUGCGCCAUGAACUCUCUACCAGACAUCGAAGAGGUAAAGGACAAAAGUGUCAACAAAGGUUGCGGAGCAUUGAGAGUGUACCGCAUGCUGCCCGCCAUGCCCAAGAAGAAAGACAAACGAUCGAAAAGUCGAGACAACAGAAGACGGGCGAAGGCUGCAUUGUCAAAGAUCAAGGUGGAGGACAUGGACACUGAUGAGAUGCAGUCUGAUAAGCACAAUUACACACAAAUGGCGGAGGAAAGAAUUACCCAGGAGAACACCAUCGAUAGCACUGAAAAUCUAAACACUGCCAGCCCUACUGUUGACAUCCCAGACAUCUCUGGAUAUGAAGUUGAAAUUGGUCCAGAUAGCACAAACAAUAUUUACACAGCCAAGUUCCAGGUCUCACCAAUGCAUUCUACAGAUUUUGAAGAAAAUGAAACCGACGCAAUAAUUGAGAUCUCACGGCAACUGGAACGUGAUAGUUCACAGUGGCUACAAAAUUACUCUGGAAAGGGGUUCCUGGCCAAUGAAGUAGGCACAACAGAAUCUUACCACAGUCCAGAGAGCCAAUGGAGUGUAAGCUCAGGAGAAGAGCUUGAACUUCGGCUAUAUACUGAACUGAAUCCAGGCCUGCCUGAUGAUCCGCUCUGCACCUACACCGAGAUGUGGGACAGCAACACCAUGCCGAUCAUCUGUACGCUCUGAAAACUCUUGGAACUUGUACAUUUAUCUUACCUCAAACUUCAUCUUACAAACUUUCACCUAAGGACAUUGGUUUGGAAUGGACUCCACUUAAUCAAACUCAACCUUGUACCUCAGGAGCAUUAAGGAGGAUACAUGCAAUUCUUCUGAACAUUGUCUCAUGCAUACUUCUGGAUAUUUUUCAAAUAUGGUUUUUGUUUGUUCCACUGUUAGUUACUCAAGGCCACAAUCCUUAAUUCAGGACACAACUCAAAGGCAUUAUUCCACUUGCUCUGUUACAUAGAAAUUUCUAAUAUCAGGCUAAUGUUCAAAAAACAGGCCUAUAUUCAGCCUCCUUUGAGUUUAUUUAGCUCUUGCAAUGCAAGAGCUUGAAUGUGAUGUGGUUUCAUUUGAAGGAUGUUUCAGAACCUCUCUGUUGAAAGGCUAAAAUAGAAACUUUUUAAAUUAUGGAUUGUGGUGUUGAUAACAGCUUUAUAGCUUUGUGACCAUAUAAUCUCAUUUAAUGUGAAUUUGACAGGAUCCGUUAUAUGUUCAUGUCAGGAAUUUUCUAACAGACUGCAUAUAUACAUAUACAAAUCACCAAAUGUAGCUGUUUGGGGUAUGGGUUGAGGUUCUUAACUGUACAUAAUGUAUAUAUUUAUUUGUAAUAAAAAAAAAAAAAGAUUUAUAAUUGUUCAUGCUUAUGAUUUGCAAUAUUGAAUUAUCUUGAGAGAAAAUUGUCUUGAUGAAAGUAAAACCUUACUGUAUUUUAA